This is a messenger RNA of Physella acuta, 2021 nucleotides long. Its product is annotated as homeobox protein Nkx-2.1. Gene Ontology annotation, molecular function: DNA-binding transcription factor activity, RNA polymerase II-specific; RNA polymerase II cis-regulatory region sequence-specific DNA binding. Gene Ontology annotation, biological process: regulation of transcription by RNA polymerase II; cell differentiation. Gene Ontology annotation, cellular component: nucleus. Lineage: Eukaryota; Metazoa; Mollusca; Gastropoda; Physidae. The record is from RefSeq and is a predicted model, not a curated record.
AAUUGCAGACGUUUUCCUUGUAUAGGCGAAUCUUGGAAUCUUCCUAAAAAGGGUGGAUUCCUACUCGUUGUUUCAUCCUGAGGAACCAUUUAACUGUCGUUGAAGGCUUUUGUGGCCACUGGCUUGUGGGCUGUAGGACAUUUCUGUACGUCGAGUGCAAUCGAAGAAGAGGCUCCUAACUCAACCUUACCCAGGCGUUGGUAAGUCCCGCACGAUUGACUCUUAACCAGAACCUAUCGUUGGAGCAUCCAGCCACAAGGACUUGACAGAGAGCCUUCUGCUUUUUUAAAGUUUCUGUUUUAGAGCGACUUUGGUUUCAUUUGUUUUUAGUUGAAAAGGACAAUGAUGUGUGUUCAAUGAAGAGGAUUUUUAGCUUUAUUUUUUUUGUCAUACGUGUCCAAUGCUCAUCAAAUCCUAACACGGCUAGGGUUAAAUCUCUGGAUAACUGCCUUGAGUUAGGUGGAUUCAAAUUUUACGUCAACAAUCUAAACCUUUACUAAGCAGAUUAAAAAAUCCGCUAAAAGAAUCUUGAUAAAAGGAUCUUGGAAGAUCUUAAAAGAGCAGACCUUCACAUGAAGGCGAGCCCCAGGUGUCUUGCAGUGAACAUCAAUUGGAAUUACGUCUCACGAGAACUACUCACCGUUCGGGACUGACGGGCGCCCCACCCCACCCUCCCCACCCGCACAGCCUCACCACCGGCCCUGGUGGUACCAGGAGAUGUCAUUGAGCCCCCGGCCGCCCCAUCUUCACCCCCACUCCACCCCGUUCUCCGUCUCCGAUAUUCUCCACCCGCCGUCCGCUCUGGAUCCCGACUUCAAGAAGACAGUCGAGGCCAGCAUUCCACCCCUGGGUAACUACCGCUCCCCUCAGCACCAGGCCAUGGGGUCCAUGGGCAUGGGCGGGAUGGGCGGCAUGGGCGGGAUGGGCUCCAUGGGCGUGUCCGCCAACUACAACUACGUCCCGCAGUUCUCGCACCACACCUCAUCGUUCCCUGGACAAUACUGUACCGGAAGUGACCUCUCGGCCUACGCCGACCCCACCGGAAGACACAGCACUGCCGGAUGGUACGGACCCAGCGCCGCGGAUUCCAGAUUUAGCCUCUCCAGGUUUGGCAUGAGCCCCAGCUCUUGUAUGGCGUCCUCCAUGGGGGGCAUGGGCGGGAUGUCCUCGGGCAUCAACCCCGCCCUGGGCAUGGGGCACCUGGGGGACCCCACCAAGGGCGGCAUGGCCGGCUUCUCCAUAGCCCAGAGGCGGAAGCGGAGGGUUCUUUUCUCACAAGGACAGGUUUAUGAACUUGAAAGACGAUUCAAAACACAGAAGUAUCUAUCAGCACCUGAACGUGAACAGAUGGCCAUGAGCAUCGGGCUGACCCCGACCCAGGUCAAGAUCUGGUUCCAGAACCACCGCUACAAGCACAAGCGCCAGCAGAAGGACCGGGAAAAGAUGGAAUCGUCCAGCCAGAAGGAGUCCGGAACCGGACACAACUCGUCCAACCACAAGAACAACCCGGGCUCCAACACCUCGUCCUCGUCAUCCUCCUCCUCCCCGAGGAAAGUCUCCGUACCCGUGCUCAUCCGCGACGGGAAAUCUACCUCGGAUGGCGGGAACAACGGCAACGGGUCGUCAGGAUCGUCGUCGGCGUCGUCUGCCUCGUCGACCUCCUCCCUAAUCGGACACAGUCAGCAUCAUCUUGGGGGCGGGGUCGGCUCCCCCCACUCGGUGCUCCACUCCUCCUGCGCGGUGAACAAGAACACUCUAUCCCACCACCACCACGACAACUUCCUCAGCACCCCCUCCCCCGACCUCACCGCCACCCUCACCUCCCACGCGCUGAACCAGCCCAGCCUCUCCCACCACGGACUCCACCACAGCAUGGGCUACGCCACCGGCGCCGUCAACGGCAACGCCCUGGCGUCGCCGUCUCCUUACCUUAUAAACGGCAGGACGUGGUAAACAAUGAUCUAUUUCUGUCCAUCGGGAAACUCCACUAGAAAACAAAUUUUAACACAAAAAAAAAAAAA